Molecule: messenger RNA, 1011 nt
Organism: Dovyalis caffra
Lineage: Eukaryota; Viridiplantae; Streptophyta; Magnoliopsida; Malpighiales; Salicaceae
Source: the annotation of a GenBank genome assembly
AUGUCGAAAGCUGGUGCGUUGGAUCUCGCUUCAGGUCUCGGUGGAAAGAUCGAUAAAAGCGAUGUUCUCUCUGCCGUUGAAAAGUAUGAAAAGUAUCAUGUCUGUUAUGGAGGUGAUGAGGAAGAGAGAAAAGCCAACUACUCUGACAUGCUUUUACGAGUUUGGCUGGGGGAGUCUUUCCAUUUUGCACCCAGAUUCAAAGGGGAGUCUCUUCGUGAGAGCAUUAAGCGACAUGAGCACUUUCUUGGUUUACAACUUGGCCUGAAACCUGGACAGAAGGUGUUGGAUGUAGGAUGUGGAAUUGGUGGACCUCUAAGAGAAAUCAGUCGAUUCAGCUCAACAUCAGUAACAGGGUUGAACAACAAUGAGUAUCAGAUAUCAAGGGGAAAGGAACUCAAUCGCAUUGCAGGAGUUGACAGGACUUGUGAUUUUGUGAAGGCUGAUUUCAUGAAAAUGCCAUUCCCUGAUAACAGUUUUGAUGCAGUCUAUGCAAUUGAAGCUACUUGCCAUGCACCUGAUGCAUAUGGAUGCUACAGUGAGAUUUACAGGGUACUGAAGCCAGGACAAUGUUUUGCUGCAUAUGAGUGGUGCAUGACUGAUUCUUUUGAUCCAAAUAACCAAGAACAUCAAAAAAUUAAGGCAGAAAUAGAGAUUGGUGAUGGCCUUCCAGACAUUAGGUUGACUGGACAAUGCAUUGAUGCUCUAAAGAAAGCUGGUUUUGAGGUCACGUGGUCAAAAGAUCUUGCAGUCGGCUCACCUAUGCCAUGGUACUUGCCUUUGGACAAAAGUCACUUCUCACUGAGCAGCUUCCGUUUAACAGCAGUUGGGAGAUUCUUCACAAAAAAUAUGGUCAAAGCCCUAGAAUAUGUAGGACUUGCUCCCAAAGGAAGCCAAAGGGUUCAAGAUUUUCUUGAGAAGGCUGCGGAGGGAUUAGUUGAAGGUGGAAGGAAGGAGAUUUUCACCCCACUGUUUUUCUUUUUGGCUCGGAAGCCGCAUUCAGAGAGCCAGUAA